AUGGAGUGCUUGAAGGACAAGUUUGUCGAGGGACAGCUCCUGGAUGGGCGUUUCCGCACAGUCGCUCCCUUGAACCAUGGGUCCUUUGGAAUGGUGUUUCUCGCCAAGGACACCAAAACCGGGGAGGAUGUUGCCAUCAAGUGUUUGACCAAGUCGUCCUCCACCGAUUCGGAGUCUUCCAUGGCCGUCGAUGACCGAUCCGAAGAACUCGCCUGCCACGCACGCCUCGGGCACCACCCCAAUAUCGUCAACCUGAUCCAUUCUUUUGAGACUAGCGCCCAUAUCUACCUGGUUUUGGAGUACUGUUCGAUGGGUGAUCUAUACGAGGCCAUUCGUGCCAAUCGGGGCCCUCUCGAGACCGAACAUGUGCGCGAAUUUAUGCUGCAGCUCAUCAGCGCGGUGGAAUUCAUGCACUCGAAUGGCCUUUACCACCGGGAUAUCAAGCCCGAAAACAUCUUUCUCACCCAGGAUGGAUCAAUGAAGCUUGGUGAUUUUGGCCUGGCCACUCGUAGCUCUUGGUGCUACGAGGCCUGUGUUGGCAGUGACCGUUACAUGGCGCCGGAACAGUACGAUCCGCCGCCGACUGGAUAUUCUCCCGCAAAGGCGGAUAUCUGGUCGAUUGGGAUCUGCCUGCUCAACAUUCUUUUUGCGCGGAAUCCUUUUGUCACGCCCACCGAGUCUGAUGUGCUUUUCGCCGACUACGUGCGGGACCGCCAGUCUCUCUUUGACGUGUUCCCCAACAUGUCUCAGGAUACUUUCGAGAUCCUGAGAAAUGCCCUGGCUCUUGAUCCGGAGAAACGAACCCUCUCGGGAGUCCGCGAUGCCAUCCUGCGCACGGUCAGCUUCACGACGGACGAUGAGACCUUGGAUGAUUUCUGCACGGAGGAUCGGGACGUUGUCCCCGCCAGCGCCAACCGCGAGCCUCUUCGAACUCCCUCGAUUCAAUCUCCUCAGAUCAACCAGGGCGACUCCUUCCCGUGGGCGAAAGCACUCCAGGCAAGUCCACCGCAGCCUAUUCGCCAGCUCUCUGUCAUUCCGGAUUCGGAGAGUUACUCCGAAGACCUCUUCCCUCCAUCGGAGACUGCGGGUACUUCGUGGUUCUCUACGCAUCCUGAGACCCCGUCGAUGGCGUCGGUCUUGGAUUCCGCCCUUGGCGCAUCGGUCAAAUCCACGACCAUGCGUCGCAGCGAUCAAUCUUAUCCGCCUCCCUCUGGCACCAUUCCAAUGGGUGGGUCCCUUCCCAGCCAUGCUAUCAAGCCGGUUCCCGCUAUGUCCAUGAUCUUUGGAAAGGAUAAGGACGGUCAAAUCUCCAAGAGCUGGAGUGAUCUCUGGGAUGAGGAGGAAUCAGAAAACGAAGACCGGUCUUUGCAGGAACGCCGUGAGAAUAAUGCUCGCAGCUGGAGUCAAGAGAGCAAGGAUGCUGAGCUUCCUUUCCGUCCUGCUGGUCUGCAUGAACAAAAGACCACGUCUCUCGUCAACUCUCGCUCCCAGGACCCGCAGAAUGUCUCGAGCUCCCCCGAAUCGGUCUCAACUCCCGCCAAGCCCAUUGUUUCUGAGAAUGCCACUCCGAUUUCUCGCUCUCGAGCUCGACCAUUCCGGUACACUCCUCCAAAGCGGUUCAACCUCGAUAAAUGGGCUGCUCUGGGAGACCGGAGGAGGAACUACCGUCCCGAGGAAGACGCUUCCCGUUUCAAGCAGCGUUCCAUGAACACGAACUGGAGACAUGAUUCCGGUCCCUCUAGUCCCCCUGCGUGGCACAAGCGAGAUGACCGUCGCCGCAAUCCUUUCUUGGACAAAGACUGGCGGCGUGAGCGCGAUCCCUAUGAGACCGUGAAAGUGAAGAUCGCCAAUGACUCCAGCGAUUAUCACGGAAGCGUGGACGAAGACUUGGACUUGGUCGGUGGCUGGCACGAUCUUCACUUGUAG
Rasamsonia emersonii CBS 393.64 is the source of this 1926-nucleotide messenger RNA. RefSeq names its product Serine/threonine protein kinase. The transcript has a single exon. Bases 1 to 1926 code for a protein of 641 amino acids. Gene Ontology annotation, molecular function: protein kinase activity; ATP binding. NCBI's taxonomy places the organism in Eukaryota, Fungi, Ascomycota, Eurotiomycetes, Eurotiales, Trichocomaceae. The record is from RefSeq and is a predicted model, not a curated record. Gene Ontology annotation, biological process: protein phosphorylation.